GGUCUCGGAAGCUCAGGAAGGGCGGGAACCCGGAUGUGUGUGGUGGCGGCGGCCGAAGAGCUGGUGUGCGGAGCUGAGAGGCCUAUGGAUGAGGAGGACGCGGAGGCCCCGGUUUGUUCUCAUGAACAAGAUGGAUGACCUCAACCUGCACUACCGGUUUCUGAAUUGGCGCCGCCGGAUCCGGGAGAUUCGGGAGGUCCGGGCUUUCCGAUAUCAGGAGAGGUUCAAGCACAUCCUUGUAGAUGGAGACACUUUGAGUUACCAUGGAAACUCUGGUGAAGUUGGCUGCUACGUGGCUUCUCGACCCUUGACCAAGGACAGCAAUUAUUUUGAGGUGUCUAUAGUGGACAGUGGCGUUCGGGGCACCAUUGCUGUGGGGCUGGUCCCUCAGUACUAUAGCCUAGAUCACCAGCCUGGCUGGUUGCCUGACUCUGUAGCCUACCACGCUGAUGAUGGCAAGCUGUACAAUGGCCGAGCCAAGGGCCGUCAGUUCGGGUCGAAGUGUAACUCCGGAGACCGGAUUGGCUGUGGCAUUGAGCCUGUGUCCUUUGAUGUGCAGACUGCCCAGAUCUUCUUUACCAAAAACGGAAAGCGGGUGGGCUCCACCAUCAUGCCCAUGUCCCCGGAUGGGCUGUUUCCAGCAGUGGGCAUGCACUCCCUGGGUGAGGAGGUGCGGCUGCACCUCAAUGCUGAGCUGGGCCGUGAGGAUGACAGUGUCAUGAUGGUGGACAGUUACGAGGAUGAGUGGGGCCGGCUGCAUGAUGUCAGAGUCUGCGGGACUCUGCUGGAGUACUUGGGCAAAGGCAAGAGCAUCGUUGAUGUGGGGCUGGCCCAGGCCCGGCACCCACUGAGCACCCGCAGCCACUACUUCGAGGUGGAGAUUGUGGACCCUGGAGAGAAAUGCUACAUCGCCUUGGGGCUGGCCCGGAAGGAUUAUCCCAAGAACAGACACCCUGGAUGGAGUAGAGGGUCUGUGGCUUAUCACGCUGAUGACGGCAAGAUCUUCCAUGGCAGUGGUGUGGGGGACCCCUUUGGGCCCCGCUGUUACAAAGGGGACAUUAUGGGCUGUGGAAUCAUGUUUCCCCGGGACUACAUUCUGGACAGUGAGGGUGACAGUGAUGACAGUUGUGACACAGUGAUCCUGUCCCCAACUGCUCGGGCUGUCCGGAAUGUCCGGAAUGUCAUGUACCUGCACCAGGAGGGAGAAGAGGAAGAGGAGGAGGAGGAAGAAGAAGAAGAUGGGGAAGAGAUAGAGCAGGAGCACCAGGGCAAGAAGGUGGUGGUUUUCUUUACCCGCAAUGGCAAGAUCAUUGGGAAGAAGGAUGCUGUUGUACCUUCCGGCGGCUUCUUCCCAACUAUUGGAAUGCUGAGCUGUGGAGAGAAAGUCAAAGUAGACCUACACCCCUUGAGUGGCUAGGGGCUUCUCCCCUGGACCUGCCCCUUCUCCCUGUACUCACUCUUUGCAGGACCAGGUGCCCAGUUCCUGACAUGCCCAAGGAUUUGCUUACCUAGCAGGCCCCAGGGGGUGCAUAGGCACUCCGACCCCUGCAAGGUCAGGCCCCUGCCAAGCUCUUCUGUGCCCACAUCUCUGACCUGGUGCUGCCCCUAUAUUUGGUCCCUAGGCCUGAGUCCUAGGUGGACAGGAACAGACCCAAGGGGAAUGGUAUUGAUAUAUUGGUGGGCCAGUGAGCUCCCAGACCCCCAUUCCUCACUGGCCCCCUGUGAGUGGAGAGGAGUGAGCACCCCAUUUUUAGCUGCUAUUUGGGCAUGAAGCUUUGCAAAGCCCCAGGGUAAAGUAGAGACAUCGCUCUCCCCUACUUCCCAUAGUAUUUCUCCCUGCAUUCUUCUCUUUUUUUAAACCUCCCCGACCUCGCCAUGUAAACCAGUUGCUGCUGUCUUCCCCCACUAGCUGGGCUAGGGGGGCUCUCUUGGGCCCAUCUCUCUCCUUUCACUGGCUGCUGUCCUGAGAAGACUCCUCUGGGAUCUCCAUUCUCUCCUGAGAGCUGGCUUUCUCCCUGUUACCUGCUCAGGCACUGUACUCCCACAGAGAAGCCUAAGUCUCCUGCCCCCCAACCUCUACACAAGUAGUUGGGUUCCCAGUGAAUGUUAAAACAGGGGCUGUGGAUGUGAGGGGACUGGGACCUUUGGUCCUAUCACCCCCUUCCCAUACUCUGCUCACCCGUGGCACCCUUGUCCCUAGCUCCCUGGGAUGCAGGCUGAGGCCUUGGAGCAUGUCUCUCCUGCCGUGGUGAAGGCAAGACGCCAGAGCCUUAGCCAAGUGAGCCCAGAGGGACAGGUUGGUCCCUUUAGUCCCUUACCUGCCACCCCCCGCCCCCUCCCCAGCUUGCUGCUUGUGCCAGUUGCCCAUGUUGCUUCAGUGUUUGAUUCUAGCACUUACAUGUAUCCUCCCCCACCGAGCCCUCAUAUUUCUUCCUACCCCCUUGACCCCUGGCCCCCACCCCAUACAAUGACUUCUGUGGGAGGAAGAGGGAGCAGGAGCUGUUGGCCUUGGUUUGCACAGAGUGGGUAGGGCUUUGGGGCAAGUAGGUGAGCUGUUGUGCUGCUGGGGCCACCCCUUGGCCCUCCCUUCAGGCCCUGCACUAUGAUGUAUGAAAUGUAUGUACAGACCAGAGAUGUUUAUACAGCCAAUAAAGAUGGAGUUUCCAUAUUUAUC
Molecule: messenger RNA, 2674 nt
Organism: Loxodonta africana (African savanna elephant)
Lineage: Eukaryota; Metazoa; Chordata; Mammalia; Proboscidea; Elephantidae
Gene: SPRYD3
Product: SPRY domain containing 3
Exons: 11
Coding region: 89-1417 (442 amino acids)
Molecular function (GO): protein binding
Source: RefSeq, a predicted model, not a curated record